CCCCUGGCCCUAAUUCCUCUGUUCCAUGGGCGAGGUCACUGUGAGCAGCCACCGAUCGAAGAACCGGCGUUGAAGCGGCCGUCGUUGAAACACUCGCCGAGCCUAGAAUUUCUGUGUAAAAAUUCUAGUAUGACGAUUGUCUAAUCUGAACUCUUCACUGCCACUGCACAAUUCAAGCCAAUGAUGGUUGCCGGUGAGAUCACUGCACCCAAGGCCGCAGCACUACCUUUCCUUUGCAGCCUGAGCCUGUUAGUCGUGCACUGGCUAGCGCAGUAUUUCUACUCUUGGAGUCUCGUCACUCACACCUCUGAAAUCCUAGGCCUUUACCUGAUUGUUCAUGGAACAAUCAUGAUCGGCAUGUACAGCUUGGUCCGGCGAGAUCGGCAACACUGUUCGUAUUUUAGGGCAGUAGUGCGUGGACUGUUGGGGUUCCCCAUAGGGGCUCUGGUAAUGGCAUUUGGAGCAAUUGUUUUAGGUGCACCAGUAGGGAUUCGAUACUUGACUAGAACAGUCUAUUGGUCUCUUUUGAUGUCUCUAUUCACGUUUGUUCCUCUGACAUGCACCUUUGGCUCAUCAAGUGCGGAUUGGCAUCGUAUUUUAGCACAUUUUAAACCAGAAGAAUCUCUUGAUGCUUUGGUUUCCCUACCCGCAUAUGGAAGUGUUAUAGGUGCAUGGAUUGGUGCUUGGCCAAUGCCACUUGACUGGGAAAGGCCAUGGCAGGAAUGGCCAAUUUGUGUCACCUAUGGUGCUGUUGCUGGAUAUUUAGUUGGAGCUCUCUCAUCUAUGGUGUUCGUUCUUAUCCAUGGUCCGGUUCAUGUGAAAGAGGACUAACUUUCUUUGGGAUUUCUAUCUUUUUUUCAUGGAAGAUGAUUCCACUGGCUGUUUUGAGUGACAUUUAAGGUUCAUUACAGGUAUAAUUGGUCACAUGCAUGCCCUAGAACUUCAUGAAAUACAUGAUUUAGUGUAUUGGAUGCAUAUAUUUUGGCGUUGCUGUUUUCUGAUAGUUGAAAUGUGAAUGCUCACAGAGAUAAAAUCUGUUAUUAAGGUUCACUGAGUUUGGCUUCA
Messenger RNA from Phalaenopsis equestris, 1065 nucleotides. Its product is annotated as phosphatidylinositol-glycan biosynthesis class F protein. Gene Ontology annotation, cellular component: endoplasmic reticulum membrane. The transcript is spliced from 9 exons. The record is from RefSeq and is a predicted model, not a curated record. Gene Ontology annotation, biological process: GPI anchor biosynthetic process. Lineage: Eukaryota; Viridiplantae; Streptophyta; Magnoliopsida; Asparagales; Orchidaceae. Bases 181 to 831 code for a protein of 216 amino acids.